AUGGCCACAACGGCGACUCAGUACCUGCUGCAGAAUCUCCGAGGGCCGAAAGUGUUCCACGGGGAUAUCAUCGAGGACGUAGAAGAAUGGUUAGCCCAGUUUGAUUGCAUUGCCGAGAUAAACCAAUGGAGCGACUCGGCGAAGUUAAGAAACGUCUACUUCAGGUUGGAGGAUGGCACUCGUACUUGGUACGAGAACCGAGAAGGACUCAUCAAAUCGUGGCUCGAGUUCCGCCAUGCCUUGCUGGAGACACGCAGCAAUGCUGAUUGCCGCGAACGAGCUGAACGGGCACUCCAAUUCCGCAUUCAUCUGCCGAAUGAGAGCGUGACAUCGUACGUCGAGGAUAAGACGCGCCUCUUCCGUCGGGUGGACCCAACCAUGUCAGAGGAAAAGAAGCUGCGCCAUCUAAUGCGGGGAGUUAAGCAGCUAUUUGCUGGCCUUGUUCGAAGCCCACCGAAGACCGUGGCUGAAUUCUUGACCAAAGCAACCACGAUGGACAAGAUGCUACACCAGCGCAAUUGCCUUUCGUAG
Dermacentor albipictus is the source of this 531-nucleotide messenger RNA. RefSeq names its product activity-regulated cytoskeleton-associated protein-like. The record is from RefSeq and is a predicted model, not a curated record. NCBI's taxonomy places the organism in Eukaryota, Metazoa, Arthropoda, Arachnida, Ixodida, Ixodidae.